Molecule: messenger RNA, 249 nt
Organism: Williopsis jadinii
Lineage: Eukaryota; Fungi; Ascomycota; Saccharomycetes; Phaffomycetales; Wickerhamomycetaceae
Gene: CYB5
Product: Cyb5p
Exons: 3
Cellular component (GO): intracellular membrane-bounded organelle; endoplasmic reticulum membrane
Molecular function (GO): heme binding
Source: RefSeq, a predicted model, not a curated record
AUGUCUAGCACUACUACCAAGGUUUACACAUUCGAUGAGAUUUCAAAGCACAACACCAAAGAUGACCUUUGGAUGGUGAUUGACGGUAAAGUUUAUGACUGUACAGCCUUCCUGGAUGAGCAUCCAGGUGGUGAAGAAGUUAUGACCGACUGUGGUGGUAUCGACGCUACCGGUCCAUUCGAUGAUAUUGGCCACUCUGAAGAGGCAAGAGAGAUGCUCGAGCCAAUGUUGAUUGGUGUAGUUGACGGU